AUAUGGUUUUUGUGUGUGCUGAAACUAUCGGCUUUGGGCGAGUAAUCGGGGAAUUAGAUAAUUUGGUUAUUUCUCCCGGGGAAAAAUUUUUCCAUGACCCUAUGUUAGGCAGUCCUAUGGCGCGAAUGAAACCAGCUAAUGAACCUUCUAUUGGCCAUUCCCAACAAAAAAUUUUGAAAUCCCAGGUAUGGUUUUAA
Racocetra fulgida is the source of this 197-nucleotide messenger RNA. The record is from the annotation of a GenBank genome assembly. Lineage: Eukaryota; Fungi; Glomeromycota; Glomeromycetes; Diversisporales; Gigasporaceae.